Talaromyces marneffei is the source of this 2316-nucleotide messenger RNA. RefSeq lists its product as uncharacterized. The coding region runs from base 1 to 2316 and encodes 771 amino acids. Lineage: Eukaryota; Fungi; Ascomycota; Eurotiomycetes; Eurotiales; Trichocomaceae. The record is from RefSeq and is a predicted model, not a curated record. Gene Ontology annotation, biological process: protein deubiquitination. Gene Ontology annotation, cellular component: nucleus; cytosol. The transcript is spliced from 7 exons.
AUGGCCACCGAACCGUCCGAAGACGAUAUCGGGAAUUUCAUCGGCUUCACCAGUCUCUCACGAGAAAAAGCAGUCCUAUUCUUGAAGGCAAACAGCCUCAACCUAGAAAAGGCCAUCAAUGCCUAUUUCGAAAACCCCGACGGCGUCCCCUCUGAGCCUCAGGAUGACUGGACUUCGUUCAAUACCCCGUCUUACUCUCAGGACGCACAGUCCGUGCCAACAUUUCAUAUAGAGAACUCCGAUACUCAUCCCGGACAUGCAUACUCAGUUGCUCCGUCGCGCCCACCGUCACGCAUGAAUGUCAGUGAGACUUUGAGUGAUCGCAAAUAUGAAGGCGUUGGCCAGGAUAGUGCAGGUGCAGCGGAAGCUCCGCGACAGAAUCUCACUACCGCUCAACUCGAAGAGCGCGACCUCCAACAGGCGGUAGCCAUGUCGCUAGGCCAGGAUUACGGUAAACAAGAAAGUGGCGUCAUUACACAAGCCCAAGAUGCUCGCUUCGGCCCUGCUACUCAAGACUAUUACGACGAAACCAACUGGGGUAUGACUGUCGUCAACUCAGGCACAAGGGAAGAGAUAAUCAGUCCAGACCCGGAAGAUCGUCAGCGGAAAGAUGACGAGCCGGCCUUCCUUCGACCUUCACAAGAAGCUUUGUAUAUUGGAGGAUUUUUGACGAUACUUCAUUCGAUACCACUUGCACGAGAAGCCCUCUUACUUAGAGAGAAAACGGCCAUUGAUUAUGGGUAUGAUUCGCAAUGGUGGAACGGCCAAUCGAUCAAAAUCCCCCGGAUUGUUUCGUUAGAUAACCCAUAUGCUGACGAUCAAGAUUGGGAUGAUAUUCUUUACGAAGCUCAACGAUUGAUGGCUUUCUUGGAUGGUACGCGACGCGCCUUUGGAAGUACCGAUGCACUUGCUGGUCUCAGGUCGCUUUACGGCUACAGCGGUGACGGCGGCGUGGAAAGAUUUCUAGAAGCAUGGCAAGAGGCAUCUGUACGUGCGACUCCAGCGAACCAACUUUCAAUGGUCUUUUCGUCAUGUGCAAUGAAACAGGAAAUGUCUGAAAUGGAUUCACCAAACCAAAAAGAUUUUUAUGUUCUCAACACGUACGUCGAGAGUGGACAGGGUCAAACCCUGUAUGAUGUUUUGGACGAUGCUAUCUGGCCCGAUGCUCCAGGAGAGGAGCUUGAUGAUGUGUGGCUUGAUCACGUUGGUGAAAUUCUUACGAUAAAAUUGGAAAGCUACGGCAGUGAGGCGAUGAAUGUCAAAAUCCCUUGCACUUUUUACCCGGAUCGGUAUAUGGAGGCCCGUCGUGACACAGUCUGUGAGUUACGCUUGAAGCGGCUAGAUGCCAUCCAGAAGAUAAAUCGAAUUGAGAGCAUAGCAGCGCGCUAUAGAUGCACAGGAACAGCAUCUCGAGCUGGGAUGUCCAAUCAAGAGCUGUUAGAAAAAGCAGCGCAAGCUGUCACCGUCGCGCUACCGAGACAUCUACCUGAAGGGACAAUUGAAUUCGAUGAUGCCAAAGCACAGCAAGUGGCCGAACAGCUUCGUGGAAUUGCAGGUCUCAUUAAAGAAAAAGUGGAUGAACUGGAAGCCGAGAAACAAGCAGCUCGUGAUACACUUAGGGAGCAGUCCAAAAUCCUUACGGAAUCAGCAGUCGCGUCUGAUGAUCCGCCAUACUUCAAAUAUACGCUCAGAGGCUUCUGCACAGCACCUCAUAUUACCUACAUUCUGCGAAAAGACGCCCCUAUUCAAGGGGAAGAGGAUCUGAUCGAAAUGGAAGUCAAUACCCCCGAAGAAUGGCAUUGGUGGCGAAUCAGUUUCUCGACAGAUGAUGCUAAAACGCAGCAAGCUGCAAAGCCUGAAAAUAGGAGGGGCAAGAGCAACAAAACAAACAAUGCAGAUGUCAUUGGUUAUACCGCUGUCAAAAUACGCGAGAUCGAGGCGCUUAGGGCAGCACGGGAGUCAAGGAGCCUUCUCCUGGUGUACGCGAAUAAUAAUGCAGUGGAUUUCCCUCUUAAUCCCGCACAGCCGCCUCUACAGGAGUUUGUGAAUACAGACAACAUCACCUUCCAAGCGGAGCUUGACGCAGCUGCACAUAUCUACAAGGGUGAAGAAGGUCCAGGCGAAUCGGGAGACGCGAUUAUGGAGGAUUGGCCCAAGAUCGAAGCUGAGGAUGAAGUAACUCCCGCGGCAACGGAAAAUGCGCCAAGGGUCAAUGUCUUUGAUUACGAGGUUGAUGCAUUCGACGAAGACGGUUCUCAUCAAGUCCAGGAGAUGCAAGAGAUGCAGGAACGAGAAGGGAAGAGUCUUCUUCAUUGA